Tachysurus vachellii is the source of this 1286-nucleotide messenger RNA. RefSeq lists its product as uncharacterized. Gene Ontology annotation, molecular function: calcium-dependent protein kinase inhibitor activity; protein kinase binding. The record is from RefSeq and is a predicted model, not a curated record. Gene Ontology annotation, biological process: negative regulation of protein kinase activity. Lineage: Eukaryota; Metazoa; Chordata; Actinopteri; Siluriformes; Bagridae. The transcript is spliced from 3 exons. The coding region runs from base 230 to 529 and encodes 99 amino acids.
AGGAACGACCAAGGAAAUCCCCAAAGCAGGAGUUACGACAUAAUUAGCUGUACGUGUAAAGCAGCCUACUUCCGCCUUGCGAUACUGAAAACAAGCAGCCCUGUUGUUUCACCUGCCUUAAAGAGCUUCUUCUGUCCUCUAAGACUUACGGAAAACGGGUGGUUUAAAGCGACCUCACAGCACUGCUUCAGCAACAAGACAAGCUGUUACAGGACACAAGAGGAGAUAUAUGAAGAGAUCGUGUGAAUUUGACCAGCUAGACGCAGCCACUGACAUGUACGGAAGUGCAGCUUUACCAGAUCUCAUCCCGACCUCCGGCGCACUGAGACCCAGCGCAGUCCUGCCCUACAGCUCUGGACCAGGAGCGGGGGACAGACAGUUUUCUAACAACCGCAGGAUGCACAGAGCCCCCAAACUUGGCCAGAUCGGCCGUUCGAAGAGAGUGGACAUUGAAGAUGGAGACUUGGAGGAUAUCAUGAACAACAACAGGAGCUUCCCUCUCUCUAUCAGUGUCUCACCUGUUGCCUAAAGCAUGCUGGAAUGUGCCAAAGCUGAGUCAUGGCCAACAUCAUUAAUCGUCAAGUUCUGAACCAUUACAAAAUGCACACAAUUGUUAUGAAUUGGAAACAUUUAAACACAAAUGCACACACACUAUCAGCUCGCUCUCUCUCUCUCUCUCUCUCUCUCUCUCUCUCUCUCUCUCUCUCUCUCUCUCUCUCUCUCUCUCUCUUAUCUCAGGACUGCUGACUGUUCAGUGCUCUGCUGUGAUCAUUGCUUGUUCAGCACUUGUAACUUUAAUCUUGUGGCUGUGACACUGACUCUGUUGUUGUUGUUACCUCUAUAUUCACACUGCAUUUUGAUACAGAGAUUUAAAAAAAAAGAUUUCUAAAAGCACAGGGCUAUAUUCAUUUAAAAAAAAAAAGCACUUUACUGAGUGGACAACGACUAAAGGAAGGUUUGCUCCACUCUCACAAACGUGUUCUGUGAAAGUCUGUUAAUCUGUAACACACCAUUAGCUUAGGAUUCACAGUUACUUUGAAAACUAAAGUCUUUUGGCAUGUUUCUGCUCCCUGGAUAUUUAGCACUUGAUAUUUAGCUCAAGUGUAUUUGCAGGGAGUGCUUUUUCACCUUUGAUCUGAAUGAAUUUCUGUCUAAAAUGGUCUAAUAUUAUGGUUGUGCUAAUAUGUGGUUUGUGCAUUAUAAUUGACUUGCAUGAAAUUGCUGGUUAAUUUUUGUUUUGUAUUUGCAAAUUGCAUUUUUGAAAAAUAAAGUAUGCAUGAUUAGCA